GAUGUUUGCUCGUCCGUCGGUAAAGGUGUUACUACUUACAUCAGCUUGAAAACAACGUCGUUUCGACUGAACUAGAAAAGUUCGCACGCUAAUCCACGAUUAGAUCAGUGCAAUGCUUGCCUUGAGACGAGACGGUUCAUGCUGUCAGUUCUCGUUGAAAGUGUCGAAGUUAGUGACGCCGAACGAAACCACACAGAACAUUUAAAAAUCAUUGAAAACAGUUGAAAAUUACUUGCGUCAUAUACACAAUUGAAGAAGCAAUAUCGAACGAUCAGUCGAAAUCGGACAAACAGAAAUAGUUACUCCAACUAUUGGUUCUCGAUUGGUGCAUCGAACUUUGCCAAAGAUUUAAAUCUCCCGCGUUCUCUGGUGAAAGUAUCGAAAGAAAGAAAAAAAUUAGAGAUACGUUCGUAGUUAAAUUAAAAGUAGAAAUUUCGAGAUCGAAUCCAGUGAGUAUACACGUAUACGCGACUCGGUGGAGAAACGGCUCUUUACUAUUGUGAACAGCCUUGAAAGUAGACGCACAAGUUUGGUCGGAAAUAAAUCAUUUUCUAUUAAGCGCCAACGUAUACCAAGCUUCACGAGGAACUUCGAAAAUCGCAAAUCUGACGAAGUGGUAGCCGCAAGUUCAUGCUCCUGUCGUAGUUCAUAGAAAAUUUAUUCGAGGAACCGUCACAGUGAAUGAACAAAACUUUCGACGAUAAAUCAGAGUCAGUGAUCACUUACGCGCAUCUGACAGUUGGCAAAUUAACGUGAAAGAGCGUAAUAAUAAUAAUAAACUCUCCUAACCAGCAUCGUUUUGUCAUUGUCGUCUGGAAGAGAGAUCGUGCGCCGACCUCCCAAAAAAAUCGCGCCUCCAGAAGCGAUCCUGAAAACGUGCCAAAGCUUUCAAUUUGAGAGAAAAGGAAAAACACGUCGCGGUGAUCCUGGUGAUUGAACUCGCGUUCGAUUUUUGUCGACUAUCGAAUGGGAGAAAAGUGGAGAGAUAAACGGUGGAAAAAUGAUUACCGUGCCGAUAUCCGUUUCCAGUCCUUACAUGAAGGUUACGUCCUACAGCGAUGCAAGCGCUAUUGGCAAAAAGCCUGCAGUUCAACAAUUCCUCAGAAAUAUGAAGGAAAACAGGGAUGUCCCUCAAAGAUCGCAGAGCAGCGCGGCGAGCCUGAUGUCUCUAGGUGCUGACAUAUCUCCAAGCUCUUCUCAUUUCUUCGAGGUGCUCUACGUAGGGAAAAUCAGAGUGUCGCAUCCGAAGGUGUCGGAGACCUUUAUAGACGAUGCGCUAGUAAGAUUUCGCGUUCACGGUCUCGAGAAAUCGAGACCAUCGGCGACUAACUUUCUUUCCGAGUAUCAACGUCAAUCACUUUUAACGUCUUCCAAUAACAGGAGAAACAGCACGGAAUCCAGUGCUAGUGAGGCUGGAAGUAUAGAAAAUGUAUCCGGAAGUGGUAUCAUAUCGCCGGUCAACUCGCUGGGUGUACCGUCGACGCUUACCGGGUCGGUGGAAACGUUUCCAAAGACGCAGAACGCCAAUCUCGCGGAGAAAGACGAGCGCGAGGAGAACCGAGACGUUACGAACAAUAAUUCCAUGCAAGUGCCGGAAGUUAUGCGAACACGGGCGUCUUCCACGGGCAGCGUAUUGAAUACCAGGAGGGAUUCCUUGGCGAGAGGGAGUGACGAACAUAAUCGCACGAUGCUGUUCCAGGUAGGCCGGCAUGAUUUGAGACUAAUCAGCCCGGAUAGGAAGCAAGUGCUGCUUCACAAACAGCUCAGAGACGUGGCCAGUUGCGUACAAGGCGUCAAGAAUCCAGAACAUUUUGGUUUCAUUUGCAAAGAGAAUAACGUAGAGUUUUUUAUCGGCUACGUAUUCAAGUGCCAAUCGGAAUCGGUUGCGGAUGAUCUUGUUGCCGCUAUUUCGCAAGCGUUUGUUGGAACAUGCGAGGUUCCAAGAAAGGAACGAUAUCCCGUAUUUUCAUGCGAACACUGCCCGAUGUAUUGGUAUAAUAAGUUGUGCCAGGAAAUCGAAGGACAAAACGAUAGGAGGACACAGAAUAUCAUUUUCACACGGAUGGAAAUACUGCCGGAGGAUGAGCAGGAAAUUGUCGUUACUAAAUACAAAAAUGCCGAAGCUGCUGGCGGCACAGGGACAAGUUUACGCGAGCAAAAUCAAUUUUUAAUGAGGCUGUUGCGUGUCCAUUGCGAAGCGAAACAGGCCAGACACGUGCAUGACACAGCGGAAAAUAGGAGUGAAUUUCUUAAUCAGUACUUAAGCGUGGGUGUCGGAAGCACAAUAUUCAUGAAAGCAAAGCGCUCGCUUACAAAUAGCUUUGAUAACCUCAUGAAGAGGAAGGGUUCGCGGGACGACCUUGGACUUGGUUCACAUUUAAAAGAUACGAGCCACCUUAACACUGUGAUACAAAAAAGCGGUAGCCAAAGCCCCGAUAUGUCGCGACAGUCAUCCAUAACCGAUAUUUCGCCGGAUUCUAACAGGCCCAGAUCUCUAAGGGUUUCGCCUGAACAGCAGUUAACCGUGAACACUGGACCAAAGAGUUCUAUGAUGGACAUAUUCCUGAAGGUGGGAAAUUCGCCAAAAAUGUCUCCAACCGAGGCGGAUGGAAACAAUUCGGUGCAUUCGAAUAGCUCGUGGAGACAAGCUAUUUUGAAUCGAGUCGUAACUCCUAAUAAAGAUCACGAAAAGGAAAGUGAUAAACCAGGAAAUAUUAGUAUCAUUAAAUCCCCUCAAAUGAUGCCAGCGCGCAGAACAAAACAAGAAUUGAGGGAACUUUGGAAGAAAGCAAUCAAUCAGCAAUUGAUACUUAUACGCAUGGAGAAGGAGAAUGCGAGACUUAGAGUUCGCCAAGAGGAAGCGACUGUUAAGAGAAUAAAAUUGGAAUAUGAUGAACUUAGUAGCUGCGCUCGUGAAUUAGUAGAAGUGUGGGACCUUCUUGUAAGUAAGGAGUCAAGGAUCUCUACAAAAUGUGAUAAUCAAAUGCUUUUACACGCUAUUAAACAAGGUGUACCAAAAGGAAAAAGAGGAGAAGUAUGGCAAUUUUUGGCCGAACAAUUUUGUUUGAAGCAACCGCCUAUAGACACGCACGAUUUUCCUAAUUACAAUACAGCAUACGAUUUACUUUUAAAACAACUCACGUCUCAACAACAUGCAAUUUUAAUAGACUUGGGGCGAACAUUUCCAAACCAUCCGUAUUUCAGUUCACCUCUGGGACCUGGACAGUUAGCUUUAUUCAAUUUAUUGAAAGCUUACUCGCUUUUGGAUCAUGAAGUUGGUUAUUGUCAAGGUCUUAGUUUCGUGGCUGGGGUCCUUCUGUUACAUAUGUCAGAAGAUCAAGCCUUUUUUCUUCUGCGACACUUAAUGUUCCGAAGAGGCCUAAGGAAAUUGUAUCUUCCCGACAUGGCAGCAUUGCAAUUGUAUCUGUAUCAAUUAUCUAGGCUAUUGCACGAUAGGUUAUCAACAAUUUAUAAUCAUUUCGACAAGCAUGAAGUUUCUCCUACGCUGUACGCUGCACCAUGGUUAUUAACUCUAUUUGCCAGUCAAUUUCCACUUGGUUUUGUCACUAGAGUUUUUGAUUUACUGUUUUUGGAAAGCACUGAGGUACUUUUCCGAGUAUCGAUGGCUUUAUUAGAAGAACACCAAGAUCAGUUAUUAAUGUGCGACAGUUUUGAAGAAAUUAUGGAAUACCUUAAAACACGUGUGCCAGCUGUGGAUAAAGAGAUUCUGGAUCGUGUUAUGAAACGCGUAUUCUAUCCGGAUCAGGAGAUUACGAAGCAAUUGAACGAAUACAGAGUGGAAUACCAAGUAUUGCAGGAAGAAAUGAUGUCGGUGAAACCGCAAAUCGAAAGUCUGGAGAAGUUCAAAAUACUUAACAAGCAACUUACGCAAGAAGUCGCUCAACUCAAUGAGCAACUCGAAAUUACUAUGAGUAACUUGCACCGUUUGGAGACAGGACGAUCAGUACAGCAAUCGACUCUAUUGAAACUUGAGUCUCACAACCGUAGUCUCGAAGUUACUGUCGCCACAUUGGGUGCGUUCAUUCAACAACUCUCCGAAACUCGUCCAGACAUUGAAUUUCCUGGUGAAAUUCGUCGAAUAAUUGCUCAGCUGAGUCUCGCUGAGAAACGAAGAAGCACAACCGGCCGAUCGUUCCCUCUAAAAGUGAUCGAGGACAACAACAAAAUGGGAAUGAUUAAAAGUAACUCGACAGGAAGAGAAUCUCACAAUUUCUUGAAAAAUAACAGCGUAGUGGAUCCCCCUUAUCCUUUAAAAUCCACGCUGAGCCAACCAAACUUGGCCACAAAACUCGAGAAAGUCUCGUCGUUUUUCUCGAACUCGCACAAUCAUAUUCAGAAGCAACGAGCACAAUUGGCCGCUCUUAGAAACGAGUACGCAAGCGAACAGGUUGUCAGAAACGACGAGAACGAUCCGAAAACCGUCAACAUUGACAUUCAAAUCACCGACGCGAUGAACUCGACCGAAGAGCAGGACAUACCGCAGAACGAUGAUAAUCAUUUGAAGAUCCAGCCAAUCAACUUAGAAAAAUCGGCUUCGCUGCCAUUGAACGCGAAGAUAAAGCUGAAGUCGUCCAAGUCCGCUUACGAGCUGGGAUCCGUUAAGAAAGUACCGAUUACCAAGUUGGAAGUUACAAAUGACGACAACGUGACGAGUUUAACUGGAACGAUACAUCCGCUGGAUUCCUGUAGCGACGUGAACUUCAGAUAUGGCGGAACAACGAAAUUAAAGUCGAUAAAGCCAACGAGAUUUCCAAGUCCAAGCGGCCAGGACGAAGGUGUGAGCAAGAACGGCCAGAGCCAGAAUAUGGAGACGUUGAACAGAUAACAAUUGCUGAUGAUGCUGCGUUCACGGAAGAUACCUUGGAAGAUAACUAACUUGAGAAAAGUCUAUCCGAAAAGCUAACGGAACGGAACAUUGUCCAGGUUUUACCUUUAUAUUUGUCGUUCUCUCUUAUAUAUCUUACAAUAACUUUUUGAUACGGCAACGAUCAAUUUUCAUUUUUUAACAAGAUAUAUCCGUCGUUCGUAAGGAGCAGUUUGUUGAUCAAAAUAUGCUGAGACUCGCACUUUCCUUUUACUUGUACCAAUGAUUUUAAUAUCAAGUGAUAAAGAACGGAAGAGAAGCAAAACUUAUAUAUAACAAAGUCAAUUUAUAAUAUAUAAAAACACGGCGAAUAUUGUGUGCAUGCGUAUGUAUGGGUGUGUGCGUCAAACAUAGUACGUAUCAUGUAUAUAGAUAAAUGAGAAAUUUAGAGAAGAAGAAUUAAGAAGAAUGAGUACAGCCGACUUAGUAAUUCUCAGAAAUUAAUAUAAUAUAUUCAUUGCUGAUGAGAGGUUUGUUUGGAACGACAGUAACACGAUUUCUAUUGACUUUUGCGAAAUAACAGAAUUGUAGAUAAUCGUAAUUGGAGGAUAUAUUAUUUAAUAAAGUAACGUGUUACUAAAUUUCUUACAAUCCAGCAAGUAGGAGUCAUAUCUGUAUCAAAAUGUACACUAGUUUAUUACAAAAUUGAUAGGAAUUCGUUUAAGAAAUAAAUAUUAAAUUAAAGGAAUAAACGUUGUUUGUUCGAUUAAUGAUACAUCUUUUGUUAUUAGUAUAUAGUUGCCCGAAAUCUUUAUUUAGCCACGUAGCAAGUUUAUUAAUGGAUGAGAUAAUUUAAAUUUUCGAUAGUCUUUCCAAGUUGUUCAACAAUUCCUGGCUAACGAUACAAAAUAUAUCGUUGCAUUAAUAAAAACAUAGUUUUGACGAUAAAACAAUAAUUUUUUCAUUCAAUUACGAAGAAUUCCUAUUAAUUUUGUAUAAAUCGUCGAGCGAAGUGCCAAACUUUUUAAAAAAAAAAGAAAAAAAAAUGUUUUUAAACUGUAAACAUCUUGUGUAUAUUCAAAACAUAUUUAUAAGAUAUAAUUUAUAUAAUUAUUGUGCACUGUGUAAGAUUCGAGGAAUCAGCAAGUAUUAUUACUAUUUUUGCACAAAGGAAAGCCUUGUGAUAUCAGGGAUAUAUAUGUAAUAUUUAAUAUCGUUUUAACAUUCUUAUAGGGAAAGAGAUCAUUUUUUAAAUAUGAAAUAAUGAUGCCGUAGUUCAUAAAAAAAUACUCAAAAUAAUAUCAAUAGCAAAUUCGUACUCUUAUCGCGUGUCUCGAUUGAUCUUUCCGUCUAUAACAAGGCGAUAAAUAUUUUUCACUUCAAAGUAACAUAUUGUAAAAUGAGGAAAUACAAAGAAUGUUUCUGUAAGUUUGUAUAGCAACCACUAGGAAGGAUAAAGUAUUUUAUAGUAUUAAAGUUUCUAUCUUCCGAAUAGCGAUUUUUACGGGUAGGUAAAACUAGGAAUUUUAAUCGUAAAUUGUGAUGAACAAUUAAGAGGUAACGUUAAUAUAUUUAUAGCUUUUAUGCACAUGUUACUGUUAGUAUAUAGAAACUAUUAUUCUAAUGUCGAUAUACAUAAUAAGAUGCAACCGUGGACAGUCGUUUGUUCCCCAUACUUAAUUUUAUUGUGAUAGCAGUCAAUUUAUUUGAUUAAAGAAGAGGAAAUAUUUUAGGUAUAGGGGGGAGGGGAGAGAGAGAGAGAGAGAGAGCAUCAUUACUGGGAAAAAAAGGAACUGUGACAAAAUAUGAGUUUAUACUGUUUUAUACACACCGAGAAAAUUAUAUCGAAAAUUUCAUACAUCCAUUUUUUUUGCAUAUCUGACUUGUAAUGUAAAUAAAGCUUUUUCAAAUCUUCUGUAAAAUAUAUAUGAAUACGACAUUUCGAUCAUAUCAUAGACAACUGUAAUGUUCCCUUAUGAUAAAACUUCAAGUAUAAAAUAAAUAACUAUAUUACCACAGA
Messenger RNA from Frieseomelitta varia, 6845 nucleotides. RefSeq names its product TBC1 domain family member 1 (gene plx). Bases 1001 to 4846 code for a protein of 1281 amino acids. Lineage: Eukaryota; Metazoa; Arthropoda; Insecta; Hymenoptera; Apidae. The transcript is spliced from 15 exons. The record is from RefSeq and is a predicted model, not a curated record.